Molecule: messenger RNA, 450 nt
Organism: Rotaria sp. Silwood2
Lineage: Eukaryota; Metazoa; Rotifera; Eurotatoria; Philodinida; Philodinidae
Source: the annotation of a GenBank genome assembly
AUGGCUGAUUCAACAAUAAUCUCUUUUACAACUUCAAAUCGAGGCAAACGCAUGCUCGUUUAUUCAGGAUAUGUUUAUCGACUAAAAAGGCCGACGGUAAAAGUCAAGUACUGUGUUUGGCAAUCAAAUGGUUGUGCUGCCAGCGUGCAUACAAAUACAAACGAUGAUUUUAUCAAAGCUAAUGGUCAUCAUCGACAUAUGCCAGCACCUGAACGUAUCGAACUUCGAGAUCUGAAAAAUAAGGUCAAGGACAGAGUACAAGGUGAAACAACUUCUGUACCAAAAAUUUAUGAAGAAGAACUAGCUCGUUCUAAUCUCUCUUCCGUUGCUCUCACUCUUGCACCACUUACGGUUGAAGAUAAAAAAACAAUCUAUGAUUGUUUUGAAACUAAUUCAUCACCACCUGGUUCAUAUGCAUCUUCAUCACUUGAAAUAAUACUAUUAAAAUAG